Paramecium sonneborni is the source of this 1218-nucleotide messenger RNA. The record is from the annotation of a GenBank genome assembly. NCBI's taxonomy places the organism in Eukaryota, Ciliophora, Oligohymenophorea, Peniculida, Parameciidae.
AUGUCAGAAACUUAAGAAAGUGAAAAGGUUCAAUUAUCUAUAAAGGAGGAACAAAAUAAUAACAAAUAUAGUUCAACUUCAAUGGUAACAUCUAAUGAAAAAAAUAUUUAAUCCUUCCUUAAAGACUUAUGUCAAAAAGGAUUUUAAAUUAUCAAUUUUGACAAAUGUAAGUCCCUAUUCAUAAAUCAAAAUGUUAUUUUUUAUUGUAGCAUAGAGACGAUAAAAAAAUUUGAUGAUUAUUUAAAUUCUAUGAAUUGUUAUAGCUGCGAUGGAAAAUUUUAUUCAGUAUUUUAUGACAAAAAUCAAAAUCCUUCCUAUAAAAUAUAAGAAGGGAAGUUUUACAUUUUUAUGAGUAGAAAAAAUAUAUUUGAAUUAAAUGGUCCAGGUAUAGAAUAUUCUGGAAAGUCAAAUUUUAUCCAAUUUGAAGGUUCUUUUAAAUAUGGAACACCAUAAGAAAUUGAAUAAAAAGAUUGCAACAUAUAAAUGGCCAGUCAAUAUUUUGAUUAAAUAAUUAUUAAAGAUAUAGAAACUGGAAGAUAACUUAAUUUUGGAAUAAAAAAAAACAAAUUUUAAACUUAAGAUCUUUGGUGUAGAUUUAAUUAAUAGUUAAAUGGAAAGGAUAUAUAAAUUCUGAAUUAAAGAAGUUGGUUAAAUAGCAGUAUUAUUGAUGCUUAUGUCUUUUUUCUUAAUUUAGAAAAUGAAAAAAAAUAUUUCAAUCUGAAUAUUGAAAUUAAAAGUUAAUUUUAAUAAAUUUUAAUAAUCCCAACAAGUUUUACUAGUAAUUUAGGUUCUUCUUAUACACUUGAGAAAGCUAAAUCGCUUUUUUAACAAGAAUUGCUUUAAUUUAAAGAUUUGAAUUGGAAUUUAAAACUAGUAUAUAAAUAUAUAGGUUUUCCUAUUAAUAAAAACAAUGUUCAUUGGUAUUUUCUUUUAUUUCAUUUAUAAGAUAAUAUUGUAGAGGUAUUUGAUUCGCUUCCCUCAAUCUGUUUUGACGAUAAUUUAGUUAAAACUUUAGAAUAAAUUCUUCAAUUAGGGCAAUUUAAUAGAAUUAUAAAAAAGGAUUUCUGUUAAUAAAGAGAUGGAUAUUCAUGUGGAUAUUAUGUUUGCUCUUUUAUGAAAUAUAUUUCAAACCUUUUUGAUAAUCCAGAAUUAAAAUAUUAAUAUAAUGAAGAUGAAAUAAGAAGAGAGUUGUCAUAUGUUAUAAACUAAAUAGAAUGA